UUUCUUUGGCGACAACUCAACACCGCCCUUUCCACUGAGACAGUUACUUAGUCCCUGUCACUCGCUCACCCGCAAACUGUCCGCUGGUAUAACGACACUUCAAGAGCACCCUUGCCAACAUGUCCGCUGCAGCAGCGGCUCGACGCCACAAUCCCCUCGAACAUGACAUUUCCACCGCCGGUGGCCGUCUCCGGACAAAGUCAGUUACCGGCAAGAGGAAGUCAAGAUCUGACGACACUUCCAGCCGCGGAGAUAACUACAUCGAUGCUAGGUCCUCGAGAAAAAUCCUAGCAAUUGCCCAAGACCUCGCAGACGAAGAAGCCGCCGAUCAACGUACUGCAAAAGCCGUUCCCUCCCCGCACGCCGCUUUCGGUUUUGAUUCCAGAUUUGCUGGAGAUCACCAAGACGAUGAUCAAGAUCAUUACGCCGAAGAAGAUGACUGGGCCCCCGACCAAGAGGAAGAGAUUGUCAUUGACGAAGACAUGGACCCUGAGGAAUUGGCUGUCUACAAGAAAUUCCUUAACCAAGGAGAAGAUCUCGCCGAUUUUGCUCCCAGUCUUGCAAAUCUUUCCACCGGCCCUCGAUCUCAUGAUCUUGACGCUACAACGUCACCUGAUCUUGACAACGCCGAGGGACAGCCGACCAACCUCACAGAAUUGAUCCUCCAAAGGAUCGCCGAGAAAGAGGCCCUCGACGCCGCCCGCUCCCAAGGACGAGAGCCAGCCUUCGUCCCACCUCCAGAUGCCGUGGAAAUCCCCGCAAGAGUCGCUGAGACCUUCACCAAAGUCGGUCAGCUGCUUUCUCGAUACAAGUCUGGCCCAUUGCCCAAACCAUUCAAGGUCUUACCUACCCUUCCACAAUGGCCUGACCUCCUGUCCAUCACCCGACCAGAUAGCUGGACCCCCCAUGCUGUUUACCGUGCCACCAAAAUCUUCAUUUCUGCGCCUGCAGCCACCGGUCAAUAUUUCUGCAACGAAGUCUUGCUCGAGAGAGUACGUGAAGAUAUUCAAGAGACCAAGAAACUAAACGUCCACCUCUACAAUGCCUUGAAGGCCACCUUCUAUCGACCCAGUGCCUUUUUCAAAGGGUUUCUCUUCCCACUGGUGGAAUCGAGUUGUACCCUUCGCGAAGCACACAUCAUCUCCAGUGUUCUCGCCAAGAUCAAGAUCCCUGUCCUUCAUUCCGCUGCCGCCUUGCUUCGCCUGUGCGAGAUAUGUGCAGAACAGACUAGUAACAUCAAUAGUGAAGCUGCGGGGUCCACCAAUAUCUUCAUUCGCAUUCUGCUGGGUAAGAAGUACGCAUUGCCCUACAAGGUCGUCGAUGCUCUCGUGUUCCACUUUCUACGAUUCCGUGCUUCCAAGGAUCCUAACAACGGCGACGACAUGCCUGGUCUGGGCAGUAAAGAGGCUAAAUUACCCGUGUUGUGGCAUCAGAGUCUCUUGAUCUUCGCACAGACGUAUCGAAAUGAAAUCACAGAAGACCAGAGAGAGGCCCUUUUGGAUCUUUUGCUGGUUCGAGGUCAUAAAGAGAUUGGCCCAGAGGUCAGGAGAGAAUUGCUGGCCGGUCGGAAUCGGUCGGGCCUAGGGCCAACCGGGGAGGAUGGCAUGGUCUUAGAUAGACCUCCCACGCCUCAAGAUACCAGAGACGACGGUGAUGAUACUAUGGAUGUGAUCCAAUAACCAACCUGGAAUAGAGUAUCUUGUUUGGAAGUCUAGCGAUGAAUAAUGAUUGAAUGAAGGCACUUGUCACCCAAAGUCAUUGCACAUAUUGCAACGUU
Messenger RNA from Exophiala mesophila, 1777 nucleotides. RefSeq lists its product as uncharacterized. The transcript has a single exon. NCBI's taxonomy places the organism in Eukaryota, Fungi, Ascomycota, Eurotiomycetes, Chaetothyriales, Herpotrichiellaceae. The coding region runs from base 120 to 1679 and encodes 519 amino acids. Gene Ontology annotation, molecular function: snoRNA binding. Gene Ontology annotation, cellular component: nucleolus; preribosome, small subunit precursor; cytoplasm. Gene Ontology annotation, biological process: rRNA processing. The record is from RefSeq and is a predicted model, not a curated record.